This is a messenger RNA of Solanum dulcamara, 755 nucleotides long. Its product is annotated as E3 ubiquitin-protein ligase ATL23-like. Lineage: Eukaryota; Viridiplantae; Streptophyta; Magnoliopsida; Solanales; Solanaceae. The coding region runs from base 167 to 577 and encodes 136 amino acids. The record is from RefSeq and is a predicted model, not a curated record. The transcript has a single exon.
UCUGUAUAUAAAUAGCCCAUCUUUCCUCAUGAAUCUCCCCUCUGCAGCAUGGUGUGCCAAUUACUCAAUUCUUUAAUUCUUUCUCUUCUUCUCCGGCGCCACCACCUCCGCCACCCGCCGUAAAAUAUUUUUUUUUUCUUCAAAAAUACUCAAAAAAAAUCAAACAAUGCUUGUCUCUGUUUUCCUCGCUUUGUUUCUUCCUUGCGUCGGAAUGAGCGUUGUUUUCUUAGUCUACAUCUGUUUGCUCUGGUAUGCUGCCGCUUACCAGUCCGGCGGUCCUGGCACCGAAAAUUAUCAUAACGACCCGGUGAAGACGAAUCAGGAAUUGGGUCUUUCCGCUGCUCAAUUAGAUAAACUCCCGAAAAUUACCGGGAAGGAAUUGGUAAUGGGUAAUGAUUGUGCGGUGUGUUUGGAUGAAAUUGAAAACGAACAAUUUGCUCGUGUUGUUCCGGGUUGUAACCAUGGAUUUCAUCUUGAAUGUGCUGAUACUUGGCUUUCGAAAAAUCCAAUUUGUCCUGUUUGUAGAACUAAGCUAGAGCCGGAUUUCUUUAAUCUGACUGAAAGUAACCCAUGUUGAAGAAAAAAAAUCUGCUGUAAACUUUUUAAAUUAAUUAAAGCAAUUUCUGAUAGAUCUUAGGAGUAGUUUUAGAUGAUGAGUGUUUCAUCGUUUUUAUUUUAUUUAUUUAAUUCUGAAUUUUGGGUGGUGGGUGUUGUUAUGAAAAAUAACUUAAUUCAAUCAAGUACGGUUUCAUGUA